CAAUCUAUCUGGCUAGUUUUUCAGAAAGAUAAACAAUGGGGCUUAUCACCAAACUCUUAUUAGUAGCCACAUGCUCCCUAGCUUUCAUUUUAGCAUCUCAUCCUGCCCUAGCUCGUAAGGUAAGCAAGAGGAUCCCCUACGACCCAACUGGUCACCAGGGAUUUGUCGACGAGCACAAUGCUGCUCGAGCUGAAGUCGGUGUUGGUCCGAUCACUUGGAACUACACCCUAGCUGCCUAUGCUCAACGAUACGCCAACACUCGAAUCCACGGCUGCGACAUGGAGCACUCUGAAGGGCCGUUCGGCGAGAACCUGGCCGAGGGCUACGAAGAGAUGACCGGCGCUCAAGCAGUGAAGUUUUGGGUGACUGAGAAGCCAAACUACGACUACACCUCCAACAGGUGCGUUGGAGAUGAAUGUGGGCAUUAUACUCAGGUGGUUUGGCGCAACUCGGUUCAUCUUGGGUGUGCAAGAGCCAAGUGCACCAAUGGGUGGGUGUUUGUGAUCUGCAGCUACGAUCCUCCUGGGAAUUAUGAGGAUGAACGUCCCUACUAGACAGUGAACUAUAAUGAUGGUGUGGAAUAUAAUUCAGUAGCGGUAGAUCGACUAUGGAGGAGUGGGUGUCUGUAGUUGGAUCCAAACAGAUAGGGGUUGGAGAGUUAAAGCUAUGCACUCAAUAAUAAAGGCAGAAUUUCACGUGUUGGUGGGUCUUGUUUUAUAUAUAAAGAUGAUGUAGUGAACUAUUGUUUGUCUAGUCAGUAAGAAUGUAGGGUUAUUAUCGGAUAUGGUCCGUAAGUUUGACAUUUGUGUCUUUCCUACGUUUUAUCCCUCGAAUUAUUUCAUCUAGUAUUUGUGUCCUGUCUUAGAAAGUACACAUAAUUUAAAAGUAGAAAAUGUAAUGUUUGAUUAUGAUAGCUGAAGUUUGCAAACACUUCAAUCUGUUAAUAUGAAGUUGAAUAUGGAAGCGGUCUCCG
Molecule: messenger RNA, 973 nt
Organism: Argentina anserina (silverweed cinquefoil)
Lineage: Eukaryota; Viridiplantae; Streptophyta; Magnoliopsida; Rosales; Rosaceae
Product: basic form of pathogenesis-related protein 1-like
Exons: 1
Coding region: 36-554 (172 amino acids)
Cellular component (GO): extracellular region
Source: RefSeq, a predicted model, not a curated record